GGAACUGGGGCGCGAGGCGGCCAGCCCGAGACCGGAAGCGGAAGCGUGGGGCGGUGCGGUGGAAGGAGCCUCGGGUGGCUAGCUGCGUGGGGUGCGCGGUCUUCUCCGCGCGGGACCGGCUUCACGUGAAAAGAAAAGCAUCUCUUGAGCUCAAGUUGGUGUUAAAACCAGCUUCAGGGUCCACCAGCCUCACUGAUCCGUGGAUUUCUGUGACCAGAGCCUGGCCUGCGUGCGCUGUAGGCACGAGGGGAGGAGCAUCCGGGUUCUCUGUCUGAGUCACAGGAUGGCAGCCAUGGUUCUGUCCCCCACUUGCGCUCAGUCUUCCCUGUACUCAGUCUCUCCUCAAAAAGGAUGCGCAGAGGAGGAAGGGUUGGUUCAUGGCUUCCUGACAAGCUGGUUACCGGACUUGGUGACCUUCGAGGAUGUGGCUGUGGAGUUCACACGGGAGGAGUGGGCACUGCUGGACCCUUCUCAAAGAACACUGUACAGAGACGUGAUGCGGGAGAACUGCAGGAACCUGGCAUCGCUGGGGUAUCAUAUUGAUAAAUCCAGUCUGAUCUCCCAUUUGGAGCAAGAAGACAAGGUGACGACAGAGGAGCGAGGAAUUCUUCCAGGCACCUGUCCAGAUUUGGAGACUGUACUUAAAGCCAAAUGGUUAACUCCUAAGAAGCAUGAUUUUAGAAAAGAACAUUCCAAUGGUAUAAAAGCGGAAAGAAAUCAUCUUGGAGUGAAACUCAACGAAUGUAAUCAGUGCUUUAAAGUCUUCAGCACAAAAUCUAACCUCACUCAGCACAAGAGAAUUCAUACUGGAGAAAAACCCUAUGACUGUAAUCAGUGUGGCAAAUCCUUUAGCAGUAGAUCUUACCUUACUAUUCAUAAGAGAAUACAUAAUGGGGAGAAACCCUAUGAAUGCAAUGACUGUGGGAAAGCCUUCAAUGAUCCCUCAUCCCUUAGACUACACGUGAGAAUUCACACUGGAGAAAAACCCUAUGAAUGUAAUCAGUGUUUUCAUGUUUUUCGCACUAGUUGUAAUCUCAAAAGCCACAAGAGAAUUCAUACGAGAGAGAAUCACCAUGAAUGUAAUCAGUGUGGCAAGGCCUUCAGCACGAGGUCCUCCCUUACUGGGCACAAUAGUAUUCAUACAGGAGAGAAACCUUAUGAGUGCCACGAUUGUGGGAAAGCCUUUAGGAAGAGCUCAUACCUGACACAGCAUAUGAGAACUCAUACUGGGGAAAAACCGUAUGAGUGUAAUCAGUGUGGAAAAUCCUUCAGCAGUAGUUUUUCUCUUACUGUGCACAAGAGAAUUCAUACUGGAGAGAAACCCUAUGAAUGCAGUAACUGUGGGAAAGCAUUUAAUAAUCUUUCAGCUGUUAAGAAACACGUGAGAACUCACACUGGAGAAAAACCCUACGAAUGUAAUCAUUGUGGAAAAUCUUUCACCACUAACUCUUACCUUUCUGUGCACAAGAGAAUACAUAAUAGGUGGAUAUGAAUACAAUAACUAGGAAAGCAGUCAUUGAUUUCUUAAUUCUCAGACAACUGAUGGUAACUCACUAGAUGUAUGAGUUAUCUGUUGCUCCAUAACAGAUUUCCCUCCAAACCGUAGUGGCUUCAGACAACAUACAUUAAUUAUCUCACAGUUUCUGUAGGUCAGGAAUUUGGAAACGGCUUAGCUGUGUAGUUCUGGCUCAGGAUCUGUCAUGAAGUGAGGUCAAGAUGUCAGCUGGAGCAACACUCAUCUGAGUCUUUACUGCUGAAGAAUCUACUUCCAAAAUGGAUCACUCACAUGUCUGGCAGGUUAAUGCCAGUUGUUGGCAGGGAACCUUCGUUACCUCACUCUCCACAGGGCUAAGUAUCUUUAUGAUGUAGCAGCAGGUUCCUCCCAAAGCAUUUGAUCUGUGGGAGAGCUAACGCACAAGCCACAUUUUCUUUUUCGACCUAGCCUCAGAAGGAUAUAUUAUCACUUCUUCCAGACUGUAUUGCUCACACAAUGUGGAAAGAAACUACACAGGGUAUGUAUAGUAGGAGACAGAUCGUAAGGAACCAUCUGAGAAGCUUGCCAUUCUCAUUCUUUCAAUCGAUUCUGUAUGAAGUAGCCUUCACUAACUCAUGUUAAUUCACUCUGGAGAGAAACCUCAAGCGUGCAAUCUUUGUGGUAAGCUUUCAAUUCAGACUCACCCUAACAUGCACAAAAGAUUACUUACGGGGAGAAACCUGAGGAUUGCAGUAGCUGUAGGAAAGCCUUCGUGAUAUUUCUAGGGAGUCACAUGACGGUUCACACUAAGGAGAAAACCUUAUGAAUAUCAUCAGAAUGCAAAAGCCUUCAGGGACACCCAUCCCUGAGAGCACACGUAAGAAAUCCCUACAGAGGAAUAUUUAUAGAAAGAAGGUGGAAAAUCCUUCAGCACAAGUGUUCGCAUUACUGAGCAAAAGAUGGGGAGAUAUUCUGAACAACACAAUUACUGUGGGAAAGCCUUGAAUGGUCUCUCAGUCUCUAAGAAGCAUGAGGAUUUAUCCCAGAGAGAAGGUCCUGUUGAAUGUCAUCGGUCCUGGAAAGUCAUUUUUCCACAUUCCUUAGGAAACUGAGAAUUCACUGCAGACACUUGUGAAUAUAAAGACUAGGGGAAUGCCUUGGAUAAUACCUCAUACAUUAGGAAAAAUACGAAGUUUUCUCUGGAUGCAAAACUUGUCAGUGUAUUAAUUUGGAAAAAUCUUGCAGUGAUUCUUUGUUGAUUUGUGAGAACUUACAUUGGAGGCAGACCCUAGAGAAGUAAUCAGUAUGAGGAUGCCUCAGCUCUUUACUGAGUGGCCACAAAAUAAACUAGAAACCGAAAGAAUAAAUAGUGAGUGUGGGAUUACCUUUAUCAAUGUCUCAUCCCAAGAUUGGGCCACUAGUUCGUUAGUUUUCGGUCUUUUUAUUUUAGUAUAAACACAUCUAUAUAACCGUACCCAAAAAUAAACCUUAAGUUAUGGCCCAUAGUUUUGUAUGUAAUAUGUUUGCUAUAAUUUACUCUUUUAAAAUAUCAGUACGUAGCAUAUCCAGGAAGGCAUUUCUGAAUAUCUCCUGAGUGAAUUUGUUUAUCGUAGUGGAAAUUAGAUUCUACUUACAAUAUACUUUUUCUAGUUUAAUGGCAUCUUUGUCAGGUAAGUGGAGUUUAUGAUGCUGAUUCUUUUUUAUCUUUCUACCCUAGUAUGGCAUUUUGUCAGCUUCUUUCCCAAUGUCCAUUCUCCCCUACUUAUAUACUUUUUUAAAAUGUUUUUGUUGUUGUUCAAGUUGUCAGUGAGUAGAAUUGAAAAUACUCAAUCUGCAAGCCUUCUUUGAAGCUCAGAGGGCUGUUGCCUUACUCUGCUGACCACGAGAAGUAGGUAGAAGUCCCCGGGGAGAAGAACAGCAUCUGGCUUGUUUGCCUCACCUGUAUCCUGUUUGUCUUACCCAUUCUUUCUCUUGAAAGUGGACUCAAAGCCAAGAGUUGGAAGCACUCUGUUUUGAUCAUGAUGACAGAAACCAUAGUGCAGCAAAAUAUCACAAUGAUAUGGGCUCCCCCAAAACUUCUGAUUGGUGGAAUCAGCUCUGGACUGCUUGUUCCCAGACUUGUCCUAUAUGAUUAAAAGUAACCUCUAACUGGUUGAAGCCAAAGUCAUUUUUUUUUUUUUUUGGUUUGUUUUUGAGGUGGCGUUCUGUUCAUGUCCAGCUGAAUGCAAUAUCUAACUAGUAAACCUAUUUGUUGGUCACAUUUUAUAAGUGUUUCAUGUUUCUUUGAAAAUAAUGUAUAUUCUCUAAGUCUUAGAUGUAGAGUAUAUGCCCAUUAACUCAAGCUAAUUGUGUUUUCAGAUAUAGUAUGUACAUUGAGAUUUUUGUCCUCAAGUUUAUUUAGUGGUAGAUAUGUAUUAAAGUCUUCUGCUAUGGCUCUGGAUAUGGAUUCACACUUUUUUUGUCAUUUCUGUCAUCUU
Messenger RNA from Zalophus californianus (California sea lion), 3951 nucleotides. Its product is annotated as zinc finger protein 558. The record is from RefSeq and is a predicted model, not a curated record. Gene Ontology annotation, biological process: negative regulation of transcription by RNA polymerase II; regulation of immune system process; regulation of cytokine production. Bases 284 to 1492 code for a protein of 402 amino acids. The transcript has 8 exons. NCBI's taxonomy places the organism in Eukaryota, Metazoa, Chordata, Mammalia, Carnivora, Otariidae. Gene Ontology annotation, molecular function: DNA-binding transcription repressor activity, RNA polymerase II-specific.